GGGCGGACCGAGGGAGGAUGUCGGACCCGUCGGAGUGCAGCAUCAAGGUGCUGUGCCGGUUCCGCCCGCUGAACGAGGCGGAGGGCCUCCGCGGGGACAAGCUCAGCCCCAGGUUCAAGGGCGACGACACCGUCAUCGUCGGGCAAGGGAAGCCGUACGUCUUCGACAGGGUACUGCCACCCAGCACCAGCCAGGAGCAGGUCUACGAUGCCUGCGCCAAGCAGAUCGUCAAGGAUGUUCUGGAAGGUUACAAUGGAACGAUCUUUGCCUAUGGUCAGACCUCUUCAGGGAAAACCCACACUAUGGAGGGGAAGUUGCACGAUCACCAGCUCAUGGGCAUCAUCCCGAGGAUCGCACACGACAUCUUCGACCACAUCUACUCCAUGGAUGAAAACCUGGAGUUCCACAUCAAGGUGUCCUACUUUGAGAUCUACCUGGACAAAAUCCGGGACCUGCUUGACGUGUCCAAGACGAACCUGGCAGUCCACGAGGACAAGAACAGAGUCCCCUUUGUGAAGGGCUGCACGGAGAGGUUCGUGUCCAGCCCUGAGGAAGUCAUGGACGUCAUCGACGAAGGGAAAGCCAACCGGCACGUGGCCGUGACGAACAUGAAUGAACACAGUUCUAGGAGCCACAGUAUCUUCCUGAUCAACAUCAAACAAGAAAACGUGGAAACCGAGAAGAAGCUGAGUGGCAAACUGUACCUGGUCGACCUGGCGGGGAGUGAAAAGGUCAGCAAAACGGGAGCCGAGGGCGCGGUUCUGGACGAAGCCAAGAACAUCAAUAAGUCCUUGUCUGCCCUGGGCAAUGUGAUUUCGGCGUUAGCAGAAGGAACGAAAACUCACGUUCCCUACAGAGACAGUAAGAUGACCCGAAUCCUUCAGGACUCUCUGGGCGGGAACUGCAGGACGACGAUCGUUAUAUGCUGUUCGCCCUCCGUCUUCAAUGAGGCCGAAACCAAGUCCACGCUGAUGUUUGGGCAGAGAGCCAAGACGAUCAAGAACACCGUCUCUGUGAACCUGGAACUGACGGCGGAAGAGUGGAAGAAGAAAUAUGAGAAAGAGAAGGACAAGAACAAGAGUCUGAAGAAUGUUAUCCAGUAUCUGGAGAUGGAGCUGAACAGGUGGAGAAAUGGGGAGUCUGUGCCUGAGAUGGAGCAGAUCAGCGCCAAGGAUCAGAAGAACCUGGAGCCCUGCGACAAUACUCCCGUCAUCGACAACAUCGCGCCCGCCGCGGCCGGCGUUUCCGCCGAGGAGAAGCAGAAGUUCGAGGAGGAGAUCACCUGCCUGUACAGGCAGCUGGACGAUAAGGAUGAUGAAAUUAACCAGCAGAGCCAGCUGGCGGAGAAGCUCAAGCAGCAGAUGUUGGAUCAGGACGAGCUGCUGGCCUCCACGCGGCGAGACUACGAGAAGAUCCAGGAGGAGCUGAGCCGCCUGCAGAUGGAGAACGAGGCGGCCAAGGAUGAAGUCAAGGAGGUGCUGCAGGCCCUGGAGGAGCUGGCCGUCAACUACGACCAGAAGUCGCAGGAGGUGGAAGACAAGGCCCGCACCAGCGAGCAACUGGCUGAUGAGCUGGCGCAGAAGACGACCACCUUGACGGCCACGCAGAGGGAGCUGAGCCAGCUGCAGGAGCUCAGUAGCCACCAGAGGAAGCGCGCCACGGAAAUCUUGAACCUGCUGCUGAAGGACCUGGGGGAGAUCGGGGGGAUCAUCGGCACCAACGACGUGAAGACGCUGGCGGACGUGAAUGGCGUCAUCGAAGAGGAGUUCACCAUGGCCCGCCUGUACAUCAGCAAGAUGAAGUCGGAGGUGAAGUCCCUCGUGAACCGCAGCAAACAGCUGGAGAGCGCCCAGAUCGACUCCAACCGCAAGAUGAACGCCAGCGAGAGGGAGCUGGCCGCUUGCCAGCUCCUCAUCUCCCAGCACGAAGCAAAGAUCAAGUCUCUGACGGACUACAUGCAGAAUAUGGAGCAGAAGCGGCGGCAGCUCGAAGAGUCGCAGGACUCGCUCAGCGAGGAGUUGGCCAAACUGCGUGCCCAAGAGAAAAUGCACGAAGUCAGCUUCCAGGACAAGGAGAAGGAGCACCUGACCCGACUCCAGGAUGCGGAGGAGAUGAAGAACGCCCUGGAGCAGCAGAUGGAGAGUCACCGGGAAAACCACCAGAAGCAGUUGUUGCGGCUACGAGACGAGAUUGAGGACAAGCAGAAGAUAAUAGACGAGAUCCGCGAUCUGAACCAGAAGCUGCAGCUGGAGCAGGAGAAGCUGAGCUCCGAUUAUGACAAGUUGAAAAUCGAGGACCAGGAGAGGGAAAUGAAGUUGGAAAAGCUGAUACUGCUCAACGAUAAGAGGGAGCAAGCAAGAGAAGACCUGAAGGGAUUGGAGGAAACCGUGUCCAGGGAACUGCAGACCCUUCACAACCUUCGCAAACUCUUUGUCCAGGACCUCACCACCAGAGUUAAAAAAAGCGUGGAGCUGGACAGUGACGACGGAGGCGGCAGUGCUGCCCAGAAACAAAAAAUUUCCUUUCUCGAGAACAAUCUGGAGCAACUUACUAAAGUUCAUAAACAGCUGGUGCGAGAUAACGCGGAUCUUCGCUGUGAGCUCCCGAAGCUGGAGAAGAGACUGCGAGCCACGGCGGAGAGGGUCAAGGCUCUGGAGAGCGCGCUGAAGGAGGCCAAGGAGAACGCCAUGAGGGACCGCAAGCGCUACCAGCAGGAAGUCGACCGGAUCAAGGAGGCCGUGCGGGCCAAGAACAUGGCCAGGAGAGCCCACUCGGCCCAGAUCGCCAAGCCAAUCCGGCCGGGCCACUACCCGGCAUCUUCUCUGACUGCUGUCCAUGCCAUCCGAGGAGGCGGCGGAGGGCCAUCCAACUCCACUUACUACCAGAACGUGAAAUAAACACCAAACGUGACUCCUCUCAGCAUGGCCCAGACUGCAUCGUUUCACCGAUUCCUCCCCCUACCCCCGUGUGCUCUCCAUUUUCUCCAUCAGGACUUUCCUCCGGGCCCCCCGGUAUCCCCCGCGUCCCUCGGCAGCCCCCUCCCCACAGCAGCCUUCCCCGUCCAGAGAUUCUGAGCUCUCGGGAAUCAUCUCUGCCUAAACACCGGUGUGUCUGGCUCAUCGCUGCCUCAGUGGACCCGAUCCAUGCGUUCAGCCCCCGCUUCCUGAGGAAACAGGAGGUUUGGCCUCCAAAGCCCUCAGAGGUGGCCAACCUCCCCCCCCUGCCCCGCCACCGCCCCCAUGGCACCCCUUCCCCACCCCCUGGGCCAGACCUUUUCCCUCGUGCCUCGCUGACUUCCUGUAUGAUAACUCAAUUCUUUUAUAUUUUGAAGGGGAGACACUGUCCUGCUCUGUAGCUACAAAUUUUGAUUCUGAACAUUUUUUUGGGGAAAAAAAGGCGUUCCCCAAAGGAGCAUUUUUAACCUCCAGGUGGAAUCUUGGGAGCUGAAACAUUAACCCUUUGGCUUGGGGUCUGUUAAAAGAUGACACUGAUGUAUUCAUGGGAGAAAAACAAUCUGUCAGUCGCGAGCUAGGUUUCAGUCCCACGAACACACGAGUGGAAAUUCAAGGCCGUACGGUUUAUGUCUGAUCUGUGGGUGGUAAAAUCCACCGCAGACUGACAUCCUCGUCCUCCUCUUCCCCUCCUCUUCCCUCAACUGCUCUUCUUCCUCCUCCUCCCCACGACAGAACCUCUGGCCUGUUCCUCUGGGUGUGUGGAAGGGAUGACACUGUCUCAGGGAACUCCUUGGAAAAGUGAGUCUCCAGUGGUCAGAGAUGCAACAGAUGUGUGUGUCCCAAGCCUCCCGUUCGGUGUGGCUCAGGACGUACCCCCAAGGGGUUGUCUUUAGAGGCCAUGAAUGCAGACAGGCAUCCAUCUUCUGAACCCAGGACUG
Molecule: messenger RNA, 3892 nt
Organism: Tachyglossus aculeatus (Australian echidna)
Lineage: Eukaryota; Metazoa; Chordata; Mammalia; Monotremata; Tachyglossidae
Gene: KIF5C
Product: kinesin family member 5C
Exons: 26
Coding region: 18-2897 (959 amino acids)
Biological process (GO): microtubule-based movement
Molecular function (GO): microtubule binding; ATP binding; microtubule motor activity
Source: RefSeq, a predicted model, not a curated record